AUGAGGGUUGGAAUUGAGCUUGUUUCGUGGCUCUCCCUGGGCGUUGGUGCCCUAGGAGCAGCACAAAACAAUGUCCCGUGGCCAGCAGUUCCUAAGCCGCAACAUGCUACUUCUACCACAACUGCAGUGACCGUUUAUCCUAGUUCUUUUAGGAAAGGUUUGAGCAGUGAGUUUGCAAAUGGCAGUGCGGACAGUGCAUUGGUAUUUCAAAGUGCUGGGGACAUCUAUACCUUGGACUAUGGUGGUGAUGUGGCUGGAAAGCCAAUCUUCCACGUUCAAGUUGCAGAAGGCAAUCCUCAGAUCGAAGUCAAGUACACCGAAGCUUACCCGGGUCUUUUGAAAGCUGAAGGCGACGGUCCUUUUGCAUUUGCCAACGCGUUGGCUGCUACUUUUCGAGUUGAGACAUUCAAUAUUACCAAGACCGGGGAUCUAUCGGGCUACUUUAUCCAAGGAUCGCAGCGGUGGCAGUCGAUCAAGUUGAUUAGCGGAAAAAAAUUGGUCAUCCAACGCGCUGGAUUCAUUUCUUCCGUUGACCAGAGCCCACUGAGCUCUAUGCCUGGCUAUUUCGCCUCAAGCAACUCGACUUACACCGAUAUUUGGGCACUCGGCCCACGGACCCAGCAGUUGGUUUGCUACCCACCCAAUUCUCAAACUUCUACUUGGGAGAUAACUUCGAAUGGUGCCUAUAUCCGUGGCCAGAAACCUGCUACCACAGCUCGUGUCGUCAAUCUGAGCAAUUAUACACUGUCAUUUGAGACUAUGAUCGAUCGGGGUGGUACUGGCUGGCGUGUUGAUACAGAGAUUGAUGCUAUCCAAGCCACUGGACCUAUCUUCGUUCUCACUAGUGAAUACCCAACGGGCUCAUUCGCAAACAUCGACAGAGACCUCCUCCCACCGAAUACCCUGGUUCUCGGCCGCGGCUGGUCUUUACAAAACCAAACUAGUCUGCCUGGCUAUGUCCUGGACAAAUUCCCUCUCACUUUCAACGUCACUGAGAAGACUUGGCACACUAUUCGCACCGAGUCCCAGGGCGAUGACACGUAUACGGUCUACCUGGACGACCGGCGCAUUGUCCACUUUAACAUCAGCUCCUACGGCAUCGGCAAUCCAAACUCCUACAUCCCGGGCGGCGUAUACAAAAGUUUUGCCUUUGGUCCCUGGCAAGAUCAAGCUGCCUAUGUGCGUAACGUAAACGUCACCCUCGGGAAUGGCGAGAACGUGUACAGUAACCCCAUGACAUUGCCAGACGUCCUCGUCGAGUACGGCGUCCAAACUAAUACUCAAUAUACCUGCUCCGACUCCGGUAAGCGUGAUCGCUUCUCAUGGCUAGGCGAUCGACUUAUUUCCGCUCGCACGGUCAUGGUUGGUUCGCAACAGGGUGAAUUCGUCUGGGGACCCGCUGAGGAAGCGUUUUCUCGACAGAUUGGCUCGGGUCAAAUUCCGAUUAAUACACUUUUCAGCCCGUUGGAUACGGAGGGGACUUUAGUUCGGACGACGAAUGUUGAUCCGCUGAUUGUGGAUUAUGAUUUUGAUUUCAUGCAGGUUAUUUAUGAUUAUUGGGUUCGUUCGGGUAAUGAUACUUUCUUGGAGAAAGUUUGGCCGAGGAUGGUCAUGGCUACAAGCUAUGCGAUGUCGAGAUCUUUAGAUCAAGAGACCCAGUUAUUCGGUGCUCCUUAUGGGAGCACUGGAACGCCGUUGUCGGGAGAAAAGGGACAAGCCCUUGGUCCGGCCAACACCGUCUCGAUGAUUAUUGCUUUAGAGCGGAUGUCGGAGAUGGCAAGCUUCAUCGGUGAUGAUGGUGCUGCUGAUUUCUACCAAACGCAAGCACAGCUUUCGCGAACUGCAAUUGAUACCCUACUCUGGAAUGAGACUGCUGGUUACUAUACCGCGACAAUGGGCAGUACUGGAUAUGACCUUAUGGAUAUCGCCCAGGUUCUUCUCGCCGGUAUCGGCAGUGAGCAGCGUCAGGAGAGCUUUGUGGAGAAAUUGUCCGCUCUGCGUGUUCCAGCGGGUUAUAUCAAUGGUACCCGGUUCUUUGAUACCCCUGGUGUGGUGGACCCGUAUUAUAUGAGCUUCUUACUUGAAGGUCUCGCUUCGACGAAACGCACCAACUUGGCGCAAGACUUGCUAGAUGCUACCUGGGUGCCAAUGGUGACUCGUAAUCGCAAUUACACUGGUGGAUACUGGGAGUACAUCAGCACCGACGGUACAUACCCCGGUCUCGACCUCUUCACCGGUAUGUCUCAUUUCUGGGGCAGCUACCCCACGGUGUUUCUCAGCGACUACGCCCUGGGCGUUCGACCCACCAAACCCGGCUACAGCACCUUCCUCUUCGCCCCGCUGCCUGGGUUCAAGACAGAAUGGGUGCACGGCCGAGUCCCGACCCCUGCAGGAUUGAUCUACGCUGCUUGGGGAUUCAACAAACAAGGCAAGAUCAUCAUGGAAAUUACCGCGCCGUCUGGACUCGAAGGAACACUUGUUCCUCCGUUCACUGGGAGCUACUCGGUUGGAAGUCAGAAGGGACAGUCGGGUAAUUAUACUAUUGCAAGAGGUGCGACAGUGGUUAUUGUGGAGGAAUAGAAUGAGUGGAGACAUCUUCCAUCGAGCUAAACUACACGCGGAUGUGUAUUUGACGCCUCCAUCAAUCAAUCCCAAUCGGAGACUAUACUCGCUCCUCGGAGGAUAUUUGCCUGCGUCUGGGAACUGUAAUCGAGGUUCUAGGAGCAAAAAUCUCCUAAAGUCAACUUACACGUUCUUGGAACCGGUAGAGCUAGCGACGUGUAAGCUCAUUUACUCCGUAUAGUGUAUCUUUCACAUCAAUCUCAG
Molecule: messenger RNA, 2826 nt
Organism: Penicillium brasilianum
Lineage: Eukaryota; Fungi; Ascomycota; Eurotiomycetes; Eurotiales; Aspergillaceae
Source: the annotation of a GenBank genome assembly